AUGAACGUAGAAGAAUACAGACACCAAGUUGGAGGACAUUGCAAAUUGAUAAAACCAAAGGAUUCAUCAAAAGUAUACAAACCAUUAAUCGAAAAUGAAUAUAUUUUUUAUGAAAAGUUAACAAAAUUUGGCGCCUCUUCUGCAGAAUCAGGGCCGUUACAUAUUUUAAAAAAAUUUAUUCCUAAAUUUUACGGGGUAACAGAAAUCGUCGUUGAAUAUUCCUCAUCGUCCGAAGUGGAAGAUAAUUUAUUUAACAAAAAAAAAAAAAAAAAUGAAAAAGCGGGGGAAGCAGAUGUAGAAGCAGAAGUAACGGGAGAGGAAGAAAGUAGCCAUAAUGGUGGAAAAUAUUUAAGUUUUGAUGGACACGAAAGUGCACAAAAGAAUCCGGAAUGGCAGAAGACGGACGAGUCCACAGGAGCGAGAGAAUAUGGAGAUAAAAAAAAAUCACAGGAGGUAAAUAAAACAUUUGAUGAAGGAAAAGCCCCUGUGGAAGAAGCGAACUGGGAUAUUUACCGAACGUAUGAGAAAACAAAAAAUGAGAAAAAAAAGCAAAAUAAGGAACUGAUAAAAAUUAAGAAAAGAAAGAAGUAUAUACCGCAUAUAGUCUUAGAAGAUUUGGUAUAUGGAUUUAAAAGACCAUGUGUAUUAGACAUAAAAAUGGGAAAAAGACAAAGAAAGAUAGGAGCAUCAUUAGAAAAAAGGAAAAGACAAGUAGAAAAAAGUUUUAGAACAACUAGCCAUUCAUUAGGAUUUCGAUUAUGUGGUUGUCAACAUUAUAACAAAAUAAAUGAUAAAUUAUUUUAUAAAGAUAAAUAUUGGGGUAGAAAUUUAACAAAAGAAAAUAUUCCAUGGGCUAUUCGAAAUUGGUUCUGGAAUGGAAGUUUAUUGUAUGAUGAAUUGAUUCCAUUACUUCUUGAAAAAUUACAUCGAUUUUUUAAUUGUAUAGUUGAAUUACGGCAUUACAGAUUUUGGUCUUCUUCUCUUUUAUGGGUAUUUGAUGGUGGAUUGAGUGAUAAAAAAGCAAGAUCAAAUUCGUUAGAUAUACGAAUGAUCGAUUUUGCAAAUACAAUUUAUUUACAAGAUAAUCCAUCUGUGGAUGAUGAAUAUAUAUUUGGACUUAAAAAUUUAAUUCAUUCUAUGCAGAUUUUAAACAAUACAAUUCACAGUAUGCAGUUUCUACCCCAUGAAAUUAAUACUUGUUUUUAUUCAGAAAAUUAUAAACUUACACGAAAUUCAAAUCGUCCAAUUUUCAAAAAAUCAAAUUCUGCCAUUUUUGAAGAAAAUGAAAGAAAAAAAAAAAAAAAAAAAAAAAAAAUUGUAUACGUAAAUUUUGAUUUUUUAAAAAAUACAAAUGUAAGACGAAAAAGAAAUAAAUUAUAUUCAGGAAACAUGAUAGGUGCAUUUUCUGCAGAAUUAGCAACCACCUUGUCUAUCGGAGAGUCACAAAAAGGGACAAGUGACGAUGGGUUAACAUUUUACUACAUUAACAAAUUUACUAGAAAAAAAAAAAAAAAAAAAAAAAAAUUGAAUCAAAUGCAAUAUAUGAGCAACUCAGAUUGUCCAAUCACAAAUGAUUUGAUUUUCUCUCCAUAUAGCAAUCCGGUAGUCAUAUUAGAUGACGAUCAGAAAAAUUUUAAUGAUUUUCUAGAUGAGCCUCUCUCAACAAAUAUUUUCCCAUACCCUAUGUUAAAUUUUCUCGAACAGAACAAUUCAAACACCAUUAGACAAGUUAGACAGAACUCCAAUCUGAUAAUCACUCCUGUACCAUUUUCUAAUGUCGAUAACAAGGAUGAUAAUCCAGCUUCUGGUAAACUUCUUGACAAUGUUGAACUCUUAGAAAAUAUGAAUAUCCGAAUGCUUAACGAAAAAGGAAAUUUUCACAAGUUGGAUAAUAUAAAGAAGUUAAGAGCACAUCAACUGGAAUUGGAAUCACAUCGAAUGGAUGAUUAUACGUAUAACCCAUUUAGAGGUAGUUCUAUGAGGAAGAAAAAUUCUGUUGAUGUUACAGAUUCAGAUGGGAAAAUAAAAUAUACAUAUCACACAUGUGAAGCCGAAUAUCCAGAGAAGAUGAAGAAACGAAGCAGUAAAAGAAAUUGGAAUGAAACAACUGAGAAUGUAAAAAUAGAUAAUUUCACAGAAAGAAUAAAAAUCGAAGGGCACAAAAAUGAACCUAUUUUCACUGAUCAGGUUACUACUAUGACACAUAAGAAAAAUUUGGGAUAUUACAAACCUGACACAAAUGAUUCAAAUAUAGCUAGCAAACAAAAAAAAUUAUUUUUGAAAAAUAAAAAUGGAAAUAAAAAUUUCAUCGAUCUAGUCAAAGAAGAAACAACAGAUGCAAUAAACAAAAAGGGAAAAAUUAUCCAAAACAAACAUUACCAAAAAUAUAUGAACAAAUUAGAGGAAAAAUAUGCAUCUGAUUCUAAAAAUGCAAAGAUGAAUGUUUUGUUAUUUCAAAAUAAUGAAGACAAGUCUAGCAUAUCACGAAAGGGAAAAUUAUUUAAAAAAAGCAACUCAGGGAUGAAGUAUAAAAACAAUUCACAUGAACAAAUUAUCCACGAUGUUAUAGUAAAGACAUUGAAAGUUGCAUCUAGAAUUAGUGUAGAUGAACAAACCAGGAGUACAUUCAUUACCCAUGAGAAUCAGCCAUAUGAAAAGACAAAUCAGGUAAAUAUUAACGAACGUAAAAGUAAAGGAAAUGCACAUUUUAAUAAUGAUGAGGAAAAAAAAAAGGAAAAUAUGUUUAUAAACUCCAAUAAUGCAGCUGGGAAAAUAUUAAGUUACAAACAUGAGUAUACCUCUGCAGAUGAAGCAUAUCAAAAUACAGUUGCACAGAAUGAGAACGAACACAAGGAUCGAGCGAGUAACAGAUGUGAUUUUAUAAAUCAGUUUGGUGUGAAUGAAUUGUUCAAUUCGGUUGUCCAUGUCCAGGUUCCGGAAAAGGAGGAGAAACGGGAUGGAAAAAAACAUGGAGGAAAGGUGGAAGUGGCAGACGGAAAAGAAAAGGUAAAACAGGACGAGACAACACAAUGCGCAUAUGUUGAAAAACACCAACAAAGGAGUUUGAUGUAUAAUAUGAAGAAACACUGGGAGAAUCAGAGAAGCAGAACAAGUUGUGGAAAUAUACAAAAUCAUUCUUCACUCAAUGAAAAAAAAUUAGACCUGCUUAGCAGAAACAUAAACUUGAAAUUGUUCAUUAAUCAUUCGAUUAAUACAGAAAUAGGGGAAAGAAAAAGAAAGAAGGAGGAACACUAUUUUUUCCCUUUUACCAAGGAUAAAAACAAAUUGAAUUUCCAAAGUGUGAAUAAUGAUUACUUCUCCGAUGACAACAAGGACACAGUUCAAAUUCAAGAAAAGUUUCAGCGCUUGCAAGGGGUGCAUGGAGUCAACAGAAUGGACAGAGUAAGCCGAAUCAACAGAAGAAAAGAACAUAGAAUUAAUAACAUUUUUGCAGAAACAGGAAGGGGCGAACUGAUGCCAAAUCAUAGCGCACUGUGCAUGGAAAACAGCUUCAGCUACAACUCCGAUUCAGGUAUAAUUUAUAAUAGAAGCUCAAAGGAACAUGAUAUGAAAAAGACACAAAAAAAAGAAACAGAAACGAUGUAUAAAAGAUGCAGCUCUUGUACAGAUAUACUACUAAACAUAAGAAAAGGAAAAACAAAAAACAACAAAAAAAAAUAUAUUAAAAAAAAUUUUUUUAAAAAAAUUAACUUUACAUCCAGAAUGAAAAAAGAUAUAAUUAAAACAUAUAAAAAAUACAUAUUUUUUAAUUACACUACCCAUAGUAAACAUUGCAUUACACCUAUGACUGAUCAUUCACAAAGGCAUGAUCCUACUUAUCAUAUAUCAGACGAAUUUAACCUUUUUAACAUAGAGUAUGAAAGCAACCGAUUUGUUCACUCUGUUGCAAAUCAAAGGAACACACAAAAAAGACAAAAAAGACAAAAAAGACAAAAGAUGCAGAGCAUAUUCAACAAUCACAACAUGAUAAAUAACAAUUUCCCUUGUAACCAAUUUAGGGAAAAGAACCUCAUAGUACCACUAGCAGAUACGAACCAGAAUUAUAAGUAUCUUCGAAGAUCUCUAUCUGAACCAAAUUUCUACAAAUUUGGAUACUUCAGGUGUGUGCUUAACGACUUUUAUGGUACCAAGAUUAAUUAUGAUAACUUAAUUAAAAAUAGAUUAGAUAAAUCCAGUAAGGUUCCUAUUUACAAUCAGAUAUAUGGAUUUACGUCCAAUUCAAGUGAUAUGGAUUCGUCAGAGGCAUCUUCUAGCUACUAG
Molecule: messenger RNA, 4281 nt
Organism: Plasmodium gonderi
Lineage: Eukaryota; Apicomplexa; Aconoidasida; Haemosporida; Plasmodiidae
Product: inositol polyphosphate kinase
Exons: 1
Coding region: 1-4281 (1426 amino acids)
Biological process (GO): inositol phosphate biosynthetic process; phosphatidylinositol phosphate biosynthetic process
Cellular component (GO): nucleus; cytoplasm
Molecular function (GO): inositol hexakisphosphate kinase activity
Source: RefSeq, a predicted model, not a curated record